Magallana angulata is the source of this 1604-nucleotide messenger RNA. RefSeq names its product tryptophan--tRNA ligase, cytoplasmic-like. Lineage: Eukaryota; Metazoa; Mollusca; Bivalvia; Ostreida; Ostreidae. The record is from RefSeq and is a predicted model, not a curated record. The transcript has 8 exons. Gene Ontology annotation, biological process: tryptophanyl-tRNA aminoacylation. Gene Ontology annotation, cellular component: cytoplasm. Gene Ontology annotation, molecular function: tryptophan-tRNA ligase activity; ATP binding. The coding region runs from base 137 to 1390 and encodes 417 amino acids.
GGAUUGCCAAACUAACGCUGUUUUGAUUGGUCGAUUAAAGCCCCACCUAUUUUUAUUCUUGUUCUUUCUCAUUUUGAUAUCGGGAAAUUAUAGGUAUCAGACGUAAACCGGAGUUUGUAUCGAAACCAAACGAGUAAUGUCUGACAGUCAAGGAAUGAACAAAAAUGGGUCAUAUGUUGACCAACCUGGGGCUGAUGAAGAGGACAUAGUCAAUCCUUGGGAAGUCUCAACACACUCUGCAAAAGGGGUAGACUAUGACAAACUCAUAACAAGAUUUGGAAGUACAAAGAUUGACGAUGCUUUAAUUCAAAGAAUCGAAAAGGCUACAGGAAAACCAGUCCAUCAUCUUCUCCGGAGAGGCAUAUUCUUUUCACAAAGGGACAUGGAAAUGAUUCUAGAUGUUUAUGAAAAGAAACAGCCAUUUUAUCUGUACACCGGUAGAGGACCAUCAUCAGAAGCUAUGCACAUGGGUCAUCUUAUUCCAUUUAUUUUCACAAAAUGGCUGCAAGACACAUUUGACGUACCCCUUGUUAUUCAGCUGACCGAUGACGAAAAGUUCCUGUGGAAAGACCUUACCCUGGACGAAACUAACCAUCUGGCCUUUGAAAAUGCCAAGGAUAUCAUUGCAUGUGGUUUUGACGUCGAAAAGACAUUCAUCUUUAGCGAUCUGGAUUUCCUCACGAACAGUCCUGCUUUCUACAGGACAAUAUGUCGAAUUCAAAAGCUGGUGACGUACAACCAAGUCAAGGGUAUUUUUGGGUUUUCAGACAGCGACAGUAUUGGUAAAAUUAGCUUUCCUGCCAUUCAAGCUGCGCCAAGCUUUAGUUGCAUGUUUCCUGAAAUAUUCAGUGGCAGGACCGACAUUCCCUGCCUCAUCCCAUGUGCAAUAGAUCAGGACCCAUACUUUCGAAUGACUAGAGACGUUGCUCCACGGAUGGGUUGCUUAAAACCUGCUUUGCUCCACUCUACAUUCUUUCCGGCUUUACAAGGGGCACAGACGAAGAUGAGCGCUAGUGAUCCUAAUUCUUCAAUAUUUGUCACUGAUACGGACAAGCAAAUCAAGGAAAAGAUCAAUAAAUAUGCUUUUUCCGGAGGUGGUGCCACUGUAGAAGAGCAUAAAGCAACGGGAGGAAACUGUGAGAUAGAUGUGUCAUAUCAAUAUCUGACGUUCUUCAUGGAAGAUGAUAAACGACUUGAAGAAAUUCGAAAAACAUAUGCUAGCGGUGAAUUAAUGACAGGAUCGUUGAAAAUGGAACUGAUAGAAAUUCUACAAAAACUGGUCGGCGAACAUCGUCAAAGGCGCGCAGAGGUUACCGAUGACAUGGUCAGACAGUUCAUGAAGCCAAGAAAAUUGAAAUAUGAUUAUCCUCCCGUGGAAAGCAAGAAGUGACAUUUCGUGUUUCUUUAAAUCAUGCACCCAAGAAUUACUGGAUAAUUGAACUUUUGCAAAAAAAAUUGGAAAAGUGGUUUUGUAUUAACUUUAAAAAUAUCUUUUGGAUUGUUUGUGUAAAAGCUUUUGCAUGCUUAUCUAUAUUUUACCGCUCUGAUUUUAAUUAAUAUGUGCUGUUACAGUGUAGUUGGAACAAUAAAUUUCAUAAAUAUCA